Striga asiatica is the source of this 381-nucleotide messenger RNA. NCBI's taxonomy places the organism in Eukaryota, Viridiplantae, Streptophyta, Magnoliopsida, Lamiales, Orobanchaceae. The record is from the annotation of a GenBank genome assembly.
AUGGUGACUGCUCGGUUGCUGCUCGGAACCGACGAGGCGUGUAGCGGUGGCCGGAGGGUCGCGGCUUUCCUCGACGGGGCUCGGCUGAGGCUCGCGGUGGCUCGGUCGCAGGUCGAGGACGUGGCUGAGAAAUCGAAGGUUCCCGAGUUGCCGAAGAACGGGCUGAAAAAGAUUGCCAUCGAGAGCUCGAAUUCGCCGAACGAUGGGAGAAUAGGUCGUCGGUCGUGGAAGUCGCUCGCUGAAUUGACAGAGACGCUGGAGGACGUCGGCGAGGGGAAUCGGCAAUUUACGGUGGUCGCGAUGGUGGUCGGGUGUCGCGGAUUCCGGCCUUGCGAAGGCUUCGCUGGGAUUGGUCAGGACUUGCAGUUGUUCGCGUUGUAG